AUGUCUUUCCGUAAGAGGAACGUCGUUAUCGGGGGCGCAGGCAACGGCGCUCCAGCUUCUGCUGUCCCCCGAAAAGACAAGGCUCUGGCUCCAGGUAUAAGGCCGUCGCCUCUCGAUGGACGGCUCACUACAUCGACGGGCACCUCGUCGCUCGACCAACUACUUGCUGGUCAUUCUGGGUUUCCCCUGGGCACAUCACUCCUCAUUGAGGAGGCCGGAACCACGGAUUUUGGAGGCACUUUGCUCCGCUACUAUGCUGCCGAAGGGCUAGUACAGGGACAUGAAGUCCAUGUUCUGGGUUACGAUAGCAACUGGCGCCGUGAGCUGCCAGCGCUUGACCUUACUGGAGGAAGCAAGUCCCGCAGCAGCAAGAAGGAUGCCCCAGUAGAUGACAAGAUGAAGAUUGCAUGGAGAUAUGAGACGUUUGGCAACCCUCAAGCUCGAAACCCGUCGGUCCCAGGUAUGCCAUUAUAUCAGUCCCUGACUCAUAUCCAUGAUGGAAAUUCGCUGACCUGUGGUCGUCUACAAGAUUCUAAGCCGUCUUCGGUACCCACGCCUGGUGGAGGAACCUUUUGCCACAGCUUUGAUCUCACCAAGCGGCUAGAGAGCAGCGCCAUCCAGGGCAAGCUUCACGCUAUGCCCGGCGCAGAUGUUCUCUCAGCGUCGCCGCAAACUCCCUUCAAGCGAUUCGUGGCCGACGUGGUUUCCAAGAUCAGAAACUCUCCUCCCUCGACGGUCCACAGGAUCGUGGUGCCCAGUCUACUCUCGCCCACGCUGUACUCGCCCUCGGCUUGCAAACCCCAAGAGUUUCUUCACUUUCUCCACAAUCUGCGUGCCAUACUUAGACAGUUUCCUCAUCAGACAACUGCUAUGAUCACAUUGCCUGUCUCAUUGUAUCCUCGAUCAACGGGUCUCACGCGCUGGGCCGAGCUCCUUGCGGAUGGAGUCCUCGAAUUGAUCCCGUUGCCCCACCAAAGCCAGAUGAGCCGUGAGCCCGGCGAGAAGGAGAAAGAACAGGGUCUUCUACGAGCACACAGCUUACCCGUGUUCCACGAAAAGGGAGGCGGCCUGGAAGGAUCCUGGUCCCGGGAAGACCUGUCUUUCAAGCUCAGCGCUUCCAGCGGCAUGGUCAUCACACCGUACAGCCUGCCGCCAGUAGGUGACGAGGAGGAGGAGGAAAAGGCCAAGGCUGCGAAAUCAGAUGAGAAGAAGAAGAAAGAAUCACUUGACUUUUGA
Messenger RNA from Clonostachys byssicola, 1236 nucleotides. Lineage: Eukaryota; Fungi; Ascomycota; Sordariomycetes; Hypocreales; Bionectriaceae. The record is from the annotation of a GenBank genome assembly.